AUGUCUCAGCCAGGAAAUGUCCCCAAGGGGCCUCCCUACCUUCCCCAGGCAGCACAAACUGGUGGUGUACCAACAGUCUCCAUCGAUGUCCCUGCGCUGGGUGUCUUGCUAGCAAUCUACAUUGGAUUCGCCGCCACAAACAUGACCAUAUUCCAAGUUAACAACCGUCGAAAACAUAUAUUCCGGCCGUCAGUUCUCCUCUUCGGAUUUUGCAUGGCUAGAAUAACGACAUGCAUUUUACGCAUUGCAUGGGCCACGAGACAAACAAACGCCAGACUUGCCAUCGCGGCGGGCAUAUUCAUCAAUGCCGGUAUUCUCAUUCUCUAUAUCCUCAACCUUUUCUUCGCACAUCGCAUCCUCAAAGCCAAGAAGCCUCAACAUGCUUGGCUGAAGCCGCUGGACAUCCUUAUUAAAGGCCUGUAUGUGCUCAUCGUUGGCGCCUUGAUCAUGGUCAUCACAGCGACUAUCCUGUCCUUCUACACGCUGAACAUGCACACAAGAAAAGUUGCUCGCGACAUUCAGCUGGCUGCCAUCACAUAUCUACUGUUUAUUGCCGCAUUACCGCUACUACUACUCGCAGUCGCGUUUCUAGCACCCCAUGAUCGCUACGAGCGAGACUUUGGAACAGAAAGCAUGCAUAGCAAAGGGUUCAUCAUCCUCCUUACAACCACUAUCUGUGUCAUCGUCGCGGGCUUCAAAGCCGGUGUUGCAUGGGAGACGCCGAGGCCCAUCAACGAUCCUGCUUGGUAUCACUCCAAGGCCGCAUUCUAUGUCUUCAACUUUACCUUGGAGAUACUCGCGCUGUCUGUUUUCACAUUUACACGCAUUGACAAGCGGUUCUACAUUCCUAAGGCCACUACAAAAGAAGGAGAUGAAGUCGCGGAGACCAACAUGUCCACCGAGGAGAAUGAACGGGUAUCUGUGUCGAGCGAAGUGAAAUUUGCUACAGAACUUUGA
Messenger RNA from Exophiala bonariae, 957 nucleotides. RefSeq lists its product as uncharacterized. The coding region runs from base 1 to 957 and encodes 318 amino acids. The record is from RefSeq and is a predicted model, not a curated record. The transcript is spliced from 2 exons. NCBI's taxonomy places the organism in Eukaryota, Fungi, Ascomycota, Eurotiomycetes, Chaetothyriales, Herpotrichiellaceae.